Molecule: messenger RNA, 35227 nt
Organism: Xyrichtys novacula (pearly razorfish)
Lineage: Eukaryota; Metazoa; Chordata; Actinopteri; Labriformes; Labridae
Source: the annotation of a GenBank genome assembly
CACUUUGAACCGGUGUCAACAAACAACAACAAUAUUUUCGACCCUGCGACGGACGCCAUUACUCCCACCUUACACUCUUGUGUGUGAAACUGCGGACACAGAGAGAGAUUUACCACUCAUUCAUGCCCAACAGUCCAAGUCUCUUUUGUUUUGUCGUCACAUUUGACUCCUUGGAGGGAUAACGGCUGUCCCGGGACCUUGGUGCUGCUCUGUAGACCCUCUCUGAAGUAUCCUGAAGGGCUCAUAGGGACGGUUUUAGACGGAGUCAUCCAGCUGCGGUGUUGGAGCGGCCGCAGCAGCAGCAGCCUCCCCGUCAGGAGGAGGUAUCGGUCUCUGGAGAGGUGGUGUGGAGGUAUGACGGCAUUGGCGGGGUCAAUACCCAGGAUGAUGCGACCCACGCUGGCUCAGAACUAUUCCCGUAGUGGGUUUCCACUGGAAGGUACAGCAACAUGGGACCGACACGGAGUUUACUGCCGUGGGUGUUCAGGGCGCAUGUUUUAUUUUGAGUAUUAGCAGAGAACAUUGUGUAACAAACUUUAUCUGAAAAGCGACUUUUUAAAAUUAAGACCUUUUAAAAUUGACAGUUAAUUCUUUUUACGAUCUAGCUGCUGUUUUAAUCGCUUUACAGUUUUAUCUCCCUAUUUGCGUCGUAAUUCACAAUCUUUUACCAACCCUACAUAUUAACUUUAUUGUACUCCACCCUUCAGGCCUAUGUUGUAAAUGCUAGACUAGAUUCACAAUAUAAUUUACUGAUCAAAAGUUUCUAUUAUAAUUGAAUAACAAACAUUUAUUUUUAUUUGCUGUUUCAUGAAAGGCCAUUAUUUGGUGUUGCAUUUAGGUUCAGUUUCACUUGAUGUGACCCGGACAGAGUGCACUGAAUAACUUUAUUGGCAUAUCCCUCUCAUAUUUUGAUCAUAUAUAGUGUCAACCCCGUUGGGUCAAGGCCGAGUGAACCAGCUCGGAGGGGUUUUCAUAAACGGGAGACCCUUGCCUAACCACAUCCGGCAUAAAAUCGUGGAGAUGGCCCACCACGGCAUCAGGCCGUGCGUCAUCUCCCGGCAGCUCCGCGUCUCCCACGGCUGCGUGUCUAAGAUCCUGUGCCGGUACCAGGAGACGGGCUCCAUCAGACCCGGGGCCAUCGGAGGCAGCAAACCCAAGGUAUGGCCCAGAAAGAGCACGGUCAAAGAAAGCAUUUCUUUUCAAUAAAGCACUUCAAAAUAAAAGUUUUAAAUUAUUUAUAAAAGCCUGAAAUGUUCUGUAAGCAAAAUGAGUAACUUUUGUGACUUUUCUGACCCUUGAAGCAGGGGACAACACCAGAUGUAGAGAAGAGAAUAGAAGAAUACAAGCGGGAAAACCCGGGUAUGUUUAGCUGGGAGAUACGGGAUAAAUUACUGAAGGAUGGGAUCUGUGACCGCAACAACGUCCCAACAGGUAAAAAGAGGCACAAAUGAAUAUAAUCCCACAAAAAGUAAUUAGAGACAUUGAUUUAAUUUACACAGUUUGGCCAAGUGGGCAUCAUACAUCACUUUAUGCAGAAUCCAUCUUGAAUAAUAAUAAUAAUAAUAAUAAUUCAUUUUUCUCUAAAAGUGUUGGAAACUACAUAUAUAUUUUAAAAUGUGCUUAUUUAAAAAACAAAUGACUACUUUUCAGGAGUCCUAAAAGCUCUUCGUUCUCUUAAAACUCACUUUUCUUACUUUACAGUGAGCUCCAUCAGUCGCAUCAUGCGGAGUAAAUUUGGAGGCAAGGGCGAUGAAGAGGACGAUGAAGAUGAAAUCGAGAAGAGAGAGCUGGAGGAGAGCGACCGGAGGGCCAAACACAGCAUUGAAGGCAUCUUAGGAGACAGAUGUGAGUACAGUGCUCCUGCAAGACUGUGGCUGAGGUGUGGAAAAGGGUCAAUGGCACUGAAAGAUUAGUUAGAGUUGCAUCUGCGCACACAUGAGGAUUUUAGUGGACUCCUGUUGCUUUACUGUGAAGAAUACAAGUGUGGUUUGAUAAAAACUUAUAUGAGGCUGUUUUCUACGGAUGGCUGAUACCGAUAAAAAAAUAAUAAUAAUAACUUAUCAAGAUAUACCACCCCAGAAAAAGUUUAAGAACUGCAUUCAGCUUUCAUAUAUUCAACCUGUUGAUUGCAUGGAUCAGAGUGUUAAAGGUAUUGUGCUGCAGAGGUUGAGCAUGCUGUAAAGUUGUUGGCUGGGGGUGGAGAGUGUGUGUGCUCCUUUGUUAGAAUUCUUUAUCGACCAUAACUCUCUGGCUAAUGUUUUUCCCAUGAGGCCAUACCGUAAAUCAAACAGCAGGUGAUGGUUCUGUGCGGGAAAGGAGAGAGAGAGAGAGUGUGUGUGUGUGUGUGUGUGUGUGUGUGUGUGUGUGUGUGUGUGUGUGUGUGUGUGUGUGAGUUCAGCCUUGGUUUAAAAGCAUUGUGAAUGAACAGUGGUGUAACAGCGAGUCUUGGAUGCUGCACAGUUUUAUCAAUUAAACCUGCGGAGUCCAGCAGCAUUGGGACAUAACAUCCUCCCAUCACUUUAGAGUAAUUUAGCCACCUGAUAAAUUAUGGAGGCAUUUCUCUUGGCCAGCUACUCGUGGGGCUGUUUGUUAUUUAGGAUAUUAGAUGCAACAUUUUUUUUCCUUAGUGUAUUAAAUGGCGUAAUGGGUGACCUGCACACUCCAUUCCAUGGAAACACUCUUUUCAAAAUCAGAGAAGUAAAAUGAACAUCCAGAAUUCUCCCUUUUUCUAACUUAUUUGUGAUAUAGAUUGGGUAAGUUUUCUGCGAAUAGGUGAUUAAUGUAUAAAACAGGUUUGUUGUUCAUUUACAGAGCAAGAAAAUAACCACUUUUACCCUGAAAAUGACAUAUGACGCUUAAGAUUGGAUGUUCCUUCCAUCACUCUUAGAUUAAUUUCUGUUGUUUAUUAGACAGGCAGUAGCUUUAUUGGAUCUUGAAGUGCUGUUUGGGCUUGAUUGCUUUGUACUUAUGGCUUUAACAGCCUAUUUUACGGUCGUUUGUUAUUUUUACCAUUGUGUUUACAGUGGAAAUUCCUCGUCCGCCCAUAUCAUUUACACCCUCUUAAUCACCAGACUACAUAAAGGUGACAUCUUGUUUUAAACUUUUAGCUGAGCCAAACUGUGGAGAAAAUGUAUUUGUAAUCCCUAACCUAAUUUAAGCGAUGUAUUUUUACAGUUUCUCAUCCGUAAAAGUUGAUUUUACUUCGCAGUUUAUCUCAUGGGCUCAGUGUGUGACAGUUUCAGUGAAAGCGGGGAAGGCUAAUUCCUGGGAAAACACGGGAGGUGAAGUAUUUGUAAACUCUCACACUUGUUUUAACUUUUCAGGUGGUGACUUAAAUCAUUAAAAAGUGUCUCUGUUCAACAUUAAACCAACACGAGACUUUUAAAUCUUUAUCAGUACAUAUCCAGUUCCAGGGACUAAACGCCCCCUUAUUAGGAGUUGUUCAAAUAAUUUCCAUCUUUUUUAUCUAGAUUUUUAAAAACAAAUAAAGCGGGAAAAUAUCAUCAUUACAUCCCCAAUCUUCCUCUUUUUCUUGAUUUUAAUAGAAAACUGUAAAAGCAGAGUUAAAGGACUUUGCUUUGAAGAGACAAAAUGUCCUCCGGAUGAGUUGAUCAAACAUUUGUUCAACGGUUUCCAACUCCUCACAAAGACGAGCCUCGCGCGCACAACAGGACGCUCGCGGAUGAACUUGAUAGACAAAGGCGCGAGAGUCUAUUUGGGGCUCACGCUUGGGCUGCGCGCGGACAAAAGGCCAGCUUGGAAACAGCUUUGGGCCAAGGCGACCUGUUUAUAAUUCAGUCAGAGGAGAAAAAAGAAAGAAAGGGGAAAGGAGAGGAGAGCUCCUCCUCAGAAAAGCCCCGACUAAACACACUAUGAGGCCGCAAUGAAGGAUGAAUUAUUCAGGGAGAGCUCCAGCACGGUUUAGAGGAAGAAAAUGGCCGUUUUCACCUACAAAAUGUUUCCUUUUGGAGUUGGCUAAAGACGCUCACAGCCAUUCAGAGGGACAAUCGAGGCCUCUGAAAUCCACUCACGUAUGGCCUGAGGAUGCGUGCUCGCUCCCUAAACCAGAGCAGCACGGGCACACCUACAUACACGUACAAAUUAACAAUAUUUAAAAUAUUACUUAAGUGUCAGUAAGGCAUGUUUUUUUUUAAAAAAGUAAACUGAUAAAUUUAUACAAAAUAUAUAUAGCUACACAACACUUAAAUAUACAAACUAUUUUAGUAUAGCCUACAUGUUUAAUGUUUUUAUUUUGAUUUCAACUCGAUAUUACACUUUAUAUUAGCACUAGAGGCUACAGUACCUUACACAGAUUAUUUUACACCUCAUAUCACAGUUUAUAAUACCUUUGUGUAAAUCCUGCUAUUUAUACCACAUCAUUUUAUAACUGUGUAGCUCCUUUUUCUCUUUAUAUAGACUAUUAGCUGUAUAAGAUAAGACGAGUCAUACUUAUUGAUCUCGAAUUAGGAGAAAUUCUCUCGUUGCAUGGCUAUGACUCUAUACUUACAAAAUAAGAACAGAAUUUUGUAUUUAGAAUUUAGAUAUAAAAUAAAAAAUACUCUCUGGACACUUAAUACACAUCAAUACAUCGGUUGCAAGUGGUUGUUAAAAUCGUUCACAGUAGGCUAUAUUUUCUGCACAGCUGCAUAUAAACAUUAAAAAUACGAGCUAAGAUCGUGAUUUAAAUAUCCUCAUUUUAUAAAAACCUGUUAAACUACUUUUAUUAUUCUGUCUUUACUUCUGUUACUGCAAAACAGAUCUCUUUUUGAGGUCCAGUAAAGUUUAAUCCUCCAAUAAAAAGUUGACUGUGCAUCUAUGAACAGAUUUUUAGAGUGGCGCACAUAUUAUCGACGACGGCACAGUCAGCUUUUUUUUUAGUGAUGGGCUAAGAAAAACUUCGACCCAGGAUCAGCACUCACUCUUGGGUCUCCGAGUUAAAACUUUACAUAAAGUUUGCUCCUUUAUUUUUUUAUUUAAUUAUUAUUAUUUUUUUGUAUGUCAGUAAACUUUGAAAAACUCAUCUGCUGUCCAUCUCUAAAUCACUGUCUGAUCCAGUGUCUUAUAGUGAAUUUGAAUUGCCGUCUGUCAUCACAGUCAGUCACUAAAUUGCCCACUAUACACAGAGUAUCUCUCUGCCCUGGCACACUGACCGUCUAUAAGUCUCGAUCUAUCAUUGAUUCUUUGAUGAGCGGCGCUUUGCCCCCUCCAACAUUAAUAACGGCCUCUAAAUGAUGUCGAUAUUGUGCUAUGUCACAUUUAAUGAUGGGAGGGAGUGUAUUAAAGGGUGUUUUCAGUGAAUGGGGACCAAUGUUCUCCCCGGAGAGCCCCGCUCUGGCCCGGAGCGCAGCCUCUCAAUUGGGGCCCCGGCCACCCGUCCAGCGUUGCGCACAACUUCGAAAACUCAGCCCACCCCCCUUCACCUCCUCCCUCCUUCUCUUCUUCUUCUUCGCCACUUGCUCCCCAAAUCUCUUCAAGCAGAUUAAAUCGACUCUUUUAUUUCAUCUCACUUUCAUCUCGAGAGCAACACCGCCCCUCUCCCUCUGUUUCCUCCUCUGUGUGUCUCUCAGCCUGCGGCGCACAGCGCGCCGCGUAUCUGCGCUGCAUCCUCCGGAGCGCACAAAGGCGAAUCAGUGCAGAGCCGAAAAGUUUCUCAUCACGUUGCAUAUGAACAUUUUGUAGAUCAACCGUACUCACAUUAUUUACAGUUUCUGAAACUUUCAGAGACAUAUUCCAAAACAGAGAAAUAGCAGAAAAGUGUGAAUAGAAAAAGAAAAGAAAAACAGUUAAGGUCCACCUUUAUUUUUACGAAGCCUGAUCUUUUUCAUUUGUUGUUUAUUGUCAAAUUUUAAUAGCUACAUAAAGCUUUACUGAAGAGUUCAACUUAUGAAUAAAAUACUGUCAAGUUUAGAGCAUCAUAACUCGGCAGAGUUUUUCACCACCUGUUGGCAGAGGUGAAAGAGGACAAAAUAUGCUGCUCCAGUAAAAGUACAUUUAAAAAAAUCAAUUCCAUUGAAAAAAGAGUUUGAGUUUGAACAUUAAAUAUCUUGUCUUUGUAGUGUAUUCAAUUGAAAAUAGGUUGAAAAGGAUUUGCAAUCACUGUAUUCUGUUUUUAUUUACUUUUAUCACAAUUUCCCAACUUCAAUGGAAUUGGGCUUUGUAUAUUGAGAAAAACCUCAAGUCUGCUCCUUUCUAGUUCAAGCAAAAAUGACUCAAUUUGGAAUAUAUUUUAAAUACUAAGUGUUUACCUUCAACCCAUGAUGUAGAGCGGAGGAUGUAUUUCCUCUAAAUAAUGGCUUGAAAUACCCUACACAUAAGAUUUACAUUUGGGUUUAAUUUAAAUCCAAACAUUCAAUUUAAGCUACAGCGCAGUUUAAAUGAAAUGUGAUGAGAUAUUUUCACCAAAGAUUUGACAAAUUCACUUGGUGAAAUCUGAGGUUUUUUCAGAGCAGAUAUCAUUGAAUUAGCUAGCUGUCAGGGAUAAUGGAGAGUUUGUCUGUUUGAGGUUCUUUAAUCCAGUAACUGAUGCUUUGCAAAAUGUAAGUGAAGUGAUACUAUCAACAGAAAAUACUGCUGUAAAAGUAGAAUUUACGAUUUCAAAUUAGCACCAAAAAGUACAAAUACACAAAAAGCUUCUCAAAUACAGUUAUGUGAGUAAAUAAGUAACUUUCCACCCCCGCCUGUUGAUCAUUUUUCUGUUUGAUUGGCGCUUCCCAACAUUUAAUGAUGAUCAAAUAUCAUUAUGAAGUUUAAAAAGAAAUUAAAAUACAGUUUCCUCAGAUUCCUCCUGCAGAAGUAAAAGAGUCAACACAGAAAAGAAUUCCUGCACAGGAAUCCCCUCUUCCCUUUUUAAUCAAAUAUUUUCAUAUUUGGCUCCAACGUUUGGCCUGCAGGCCUGUGGCUGUGCUCCACCACACAGCCAGCAUCAGCGUCAUUAACCCUGCAGACAAAGUUAAUGAUUAAAACAGUCACGGUGUCCCACCUCCUCCCUCCUCCUGCUUCACAUUUUCACAGUGUAUCUUUGAGAGCCUCCACUUCGUUAGGUGAAAUUAGCCAGAUAAUACAGAGGAGCCUUGUUGAGGGCCGAUACAUUUCCAUUCGGGCUGGCUGGCAGUGUGUGUGUACGUACACACAUACUAAUACACACAACACACACACACACACAUUCCACUCUGCAAUGCAAACAGUCAAAGGGAUAACUUUAUUUGGUGAAAGGGGAUCCUGGAAAGGGCUAAUUGAAUAAGCCCGGGAUCUUUGAAAAACCCCUACCAUGGUGAGCGCAGUCAUCAUGUCAUAAUUAGGUUUAUUGAGGCGCAUUCCUUCAAUCUGCCUCCAUUCCCCCGGGCUCAUUGUAUCCGAGGCCCAGGCCAAUGGCCGGGGGACAAAGGGGGAGCUGUGAGCGGACAAUACAUGAAAGAGCCAUAAAGAUUUAGCCCUCUUUGUCACAGAAACCCAGGAGGACUUUGUUUGUGUAAAUAAUACAAAUAAAAGAAGAACUGGGGUUUCUCUGCCACUGGAGGUGAAGGACGGCAUGCUGCAAGUGUGAUAUGAGGGCACAGACUGGACCAGGGCCAGAAGAGAGAAGAGGAAAGGAGAAAAGAGGAGAGGAUGGAAGAGGAGAAGUUAGGAGAGGAGAGGUGAGGAGAUGAGAGGAGAGGAGAGGAUGGGAGAGAAGAGGAAAGGAGAGGAGAGACGAGGAGGUGGAGAAUUUCUUGAGUGUAUUAUCUGAUGCUGUUUGCAGGAGUCCAUCCAGAGGGGGCACCAAAUUUGACACAAACUAAAAGUUCUUCAGACGAGCUUUAAAAAAAAAAGUGAAGUUUUCCUAAAAGUGAACAAAUGAGUUCAGCUCCAGUAAGGAGGUGUCUACUGUCAAAGCAAAAGGAAAUACUUGAUCCAAAAGAUACCAAAAACCAGCAUUUAUACCACAAAGUAGACCGGGGGAUGAAUUCGACCAUGUUCUCUGUAGUCUUUGUCCUUAUUAUGCUCCACAGAAUAUUUAUCUUUACUUUUGGAGUCCAGAGUUCAUUGUUUUGUAAACAACAUACUCAGCUGCACGUCUUAUUUUCAGAUGUUGUAUCAUAUGAGGAGCAUUGGGCGCGGCUCUACCUGCCACUCAGCAAUCAUAAUGCAAGUGCCUGUUGGACUUUCCUCACUUUCUACAUAGAAAUAUUUCUCCUCACAGUGGAUGUGUUAGCCACAGGGCUGUGAAUGCUUGGACCUUACUCAGGCACUGGGCUCUGAGAUGUUCAGCUCAAAUUGUUGCCUCCUGAUCAAUUAGAAGAUGUCCAGGCUGGCUCUGAUCCUACAUUUGGUAUCUCAUCGGUCAUCCCCGAACCUCUUGAGACAAAAAGUACUUUGGCAAUAGUAAAAAAAAAAAAAAGGGUUAUUUAUGCAGCAGAAGUACAGCGAGUUCUCUUUAAUGUGUUUAUGACUUUAACGUUUUUAGGCCCAUUUUAAUGAAGUAAGACAGAGGAUGACAGCUACAGAUUAGGAGACAUUUUAUAAUUUACCAAAUUAUCAAAACAACUUGAAGGAAUUUUUCCUUUUGUGGACAUUCCCUCUUGAACAAAUCUGGACAUUGUGUGAUGUUGGUGAUCCUGCCCUUCUCGGUUUCUGCUUCCUUUAAAAAAAAAAAAAAAAGAAAGAAAAAAGAAAAAAUUUCUCCACUCAUCAAACUCUAAAUAUAUCAACUCAGUCUCUUUGGUCUUAAUGCUGCAGGUCCAUAAUUGGAAUACAGUGAUGGGGGGAUUGUAACUCAAUCAAUGCUGAUGGUCAGUUCUGCUGUUUUAGGAGAUACAGGACUAUCUUAUAACCAGUUGAAGCUCCCUGUGAUAUGGUUUAAUGAAAUAUCAAGAAUAUAAUCAGCUGGUAGAUGUGGUUUGUUGUUUCUCCACAAAGCUGUGGUUUUAUCUGAUCAGAUCUGACAGCAGCUGAACCAAUAAGCUCUGGGUGAAUCUCAUAAUAGCUAUUGGCUGUUUCUAGUUCGAGCCAAGUGUCUGCUGAAGAGGGCUCUGUGUGUCCACUCAAAGAAUGAAUGUGUCACUCAGUGAGUCCCUGGGCACGAGGGCAAAGAGGGGCACCGGGGUGCAAGUGGCGAGCUCCAAAUCACUCUCCUCUACCCCGGGGCUCUCUCCUCAUCUCACACUCCUCCCUCUCUCGCGAGUUUUUUCUAAUAAGCCCAUGCAUGAUGACUAUUCAAGCAUGAAAACAUAGUUAUCUGCAAAUGAAUGGCUGCUCUAUGCUUCAUUAAAGCCUCUUUUUCCUUUCACACUCUUAUUGUGACCCUCUGAUAUCAAUUCAAAGGGCAAUUAAUGAAUGCACACCAACUUUGAAGUCAGGGUGAUUUCAGGGAGGGGAGGGGGGCUCCAGCAUGUGUGUGUGUGUGUAGGUUGAGAAGGGGCAGGGGGUAUUUGGGGUAUUCCCCCUUCAAGACCCAGCCUUCACCCGUGAUGGACUAGCCACAUUGAGGCGAGAGCGAGCGAGCCCCAAAAGACGGUUUGAAGGGAGUGAAAGAGUGAAAAGGCCCAGCGAAGGUCAAGUAGAAUGGCUCGCCUUAGAAUAAGGCCCCUCUUUAUCUGCUGCAAGUAUGCACUAUAGGCACAACAGCUGGGGGAGUUAAGGGGGGAGGAAGGGAAAGAGGGAGGGAGGGGUGAGGUUGUUUUUUAAAUGUGCAUGAGUGUGUUUGUGUGUGUGUUUCUGAGAAAGUCAGGAAGAAUGUGACUGCAUGUGUUUUUGCUCUCAUGCAUCUAUCUGUGUUGGUGAGUAGGCUGGUUUCUUGUGUGUAUUUGUGUGUGUGAUUGUGUGCGUGUGUGUGUGUGUGUGUGUGUGUGUGUGUGUGUGUGUGUGUGUGAGUGAUUAUAUAUGUGUGUGUGUGGGUGUGUGCGCGCUGGGGUUAGAGCUGAGUGUCAAAGUUUGCAGAGGCCAGUCAGAGGCCAGUAAAUGCACUGUCUCUGUCACUGAUGGGGGGACAGGCAGCUGUCAAUCACCUGCCUGAUGGAGCCUGACAUUCAUUCACAGCUUUGUUAACUAAUUAGCGCAAUCGCUUUAGUGUGGUGCCGGGAUAAGACGCUUAAACUGUGUGUUUAUGCCAGGAUAUCUUUGCAUCUAGCAGAGGCAGGACUGUGGCUUUGAUAGAUCUGCCUUCGCACUUGAUCACAUUGAUCUUUGAGCUUUACAGCAUGAAGCUAUGAAAGACAGUGAGCGAUAAAAAUAAUCAACUUUCUUCAGGGUCUCUUGAAUGAAUGCACAGCCUUGUUGGACAUGAUCACAGGUGUUUCCUUGUUCAGAUAGGAAUUCUCUGCCAAACCGAGAUUUUCAUGGUAAUAUUUACCAUCUGACUGUUCAGGUAGGAAACUCAGACGAUGAUCCAGCUCACGAAUGCAGCAUUACCAGGGACAUUACAGCAGCUCUGUAAUGUCCCUGGUCUCUGGCUCUGAUUUGAAUGACAAUUGUGCUGAAAGACUUAAGGUUGUUGCAGCGGUUGAAAUGAACUCUUUUACUUGGUGGCACUGCAACCCUCAAUUUCAAAAAGUUAGGAGCUCCAGUUAAAUUUGUGGAGUUACACAACUUCAAUACACUGCAGCCCCCCUGUCUUUAUAGUGAAUGUGCUGCAUUGUGCCAUUUUCAAAACAGAGGCAUACAAAGUCUUCAAGCCACUCUCUCAGAAAACUGUGAGCCCUCUUUGCUGUUGGUGCGUCCACAUUAACCACAGCAAGUGAGUCAGCCUCUUCAGACAACAAACAACAGAACACAGGGCUUGACAGGAUAAAGUGACCAAAGUGCCCAGAGCCAAAAGGAAUAGCCGUCCUUGAAAACGAGGAAAAAUAAGUAAGAUGGAAUAAAAAUCCCUCAGCGUCCUCAUCAUCUUCUCCUCAGCUCAUCUGAUUUUGGGUUAGUUAGUUUGCUCUCUCUCCAGUGACAUUGAAGUGUAAUUAAAGGGAGUGAUUGAGGGUAAUAUAAAGCAAUUAUGGAUGCAUUUGAUUGAACUAAGUGGUGGUUGAUUAUUAAUGCCUGCGUCUUUAUCUUUGGUAGUUUUGCUCUGAUGCCUGAUUGAGAUAGUGGCUGCUGAUAUUUUUUCACUCCUUUUAUAAUAACAUAACAUUCACCACUGUAGCUUUAAUAAACCUUUAAGCUGCCUUUGAGAAAAACAAAACUGUCAAACACGUUUCUUGUCUUGUUAAAAAGAGAAACUGACAGUAAAAAAACCUACCUUGUCAAACUCUAACAAGUCCCCCACUGACUGGAGCUGAGAGUUGAAAGACAGGGAAGGAGUGAAGGGUCACAGAGCUGCAGAGGGUCACUCUCCCCCAGCGCUACACAGGAAACAGGGUUAGAAACACAUUUAGCUACAAAUGACAGGUAACCACUUCUUCAUAGGCCCUUUAAAUCCUCUGCAACCACAUUUCCCUGACAGUCAAGACACUAAGAUGUUUAUUGAACAGAAAUUGAUGGUUUUCAACUCCAUCAUAAAGUUGAAAAUGUAAUGCUAAAAAAGACUAUUGAGGUGAAUUUCCAACAGGUUAGCAAGAUGAGUGAGUAUAAAAAAAAGAGUCUAUCAGAAAGAUGGAAGAGGUUCACCACUCUGUGAGGGACUGAGUUAGCUAAAAGGCUAACAGUUUCAGAAUAAUGUUCCUAAGUGUCAAAUGUAAAAGAAUGAGUUGACAGCGUUCCAGUAAACAAGUCGGAAAACCAAGAUAGAUGCCUACUGUUAGCCGUUGUUAACAUUUGUCAUUAGCCUUGUCAGUUGUUAGCAGUUGUCAGCUGUUGUUAGUUGUUGUUAGCUAUACCAGUUGUAAACAACACAUAACAGUAUUUUACUCUUACAAACACCAUAGCACCGUGUUCACAGUUAGACAUUGGGCAGUACAACAUAUACCACUUAUUUAAUUUCACAAAAACAAAAUAGGAGUGCUAUUAAAUAAAACAUUAUGAGAGCUUUCACUGUUACUCUCUACCAUUGAUGCACUGCGCUGCCAUCUUGGCUUAUGACAUUGUUGUCAAGUAGGAGUUGGUGAGGAUCGCCUGACUUCCAGGUACAACUAGAACGUAUCAUAAAUCAUCGACAGAACAUAACAUCGUUAAAAAAUGUAAAGAAUCUGGAGAAAUGUCUAAAGGGACAAGGACCAAAACCAAGACUGGAUGGUCCUGAUAAGUACUGGAUUAAAAAUAGACAGGACUCUGGAGUGGAAGUAACUGGAUUGGACACAGAAUUACCUCUUUCUCUUUUUUAUUAAACAAAAUAAUUUUUUAGAUUCACUAUUUUCACUUAAAUGUAUCAUUUUAAAAAAGUGUGUGAAACAAUCAAAUGUCUGUUUUUAUCCACACCUCUGUCAAUACUCACGUUAAGCUUUUCUGCACAGUCACAAUCUGACGUUUAGAAACUGGGCGGCACAAACGCGAAGCUCUGCAACAUUUACCCGCAGCUGUGGAGGUUCAUACUCCUCCUUAGCAAGUCAAGUGAGUUCAGGCUUCAAACUCCUCCUCUAACACACACACACACACACACACACACACACACACACACACACACACACACACACACACACACACACACACACACACACACACACACACAUACGUAGAUAACACACCAUCUUUUUCUCUGAACCCAGCAGAAAGAGCCACAGAUGGGUCCAUAAGCUGUCAGUAAAGCCAUUAUCCGGCUCAGCAUCUGCCUGUCUUGACUUCUAUAUACUGUUUAAUGCAGUCGGCCAGUCACUUAGUCCCUCAGCUGCUGAAUGGGAGCAGCACGGUCGGCCCGCCCAAAUAAAUGCUGCGUUUGUCUCCUCUGCCUUUUGUUUUGUUUUUUUUGGAGAGGGGUAGGUGGAGUGAAUGAGGGGGGCUAUGUGUCACAGGCUCAAUUUAACCUUCACUAUUAACUAAAGCCCCCAGAAGAGUUACUGGGAUGUCCAAGGAGGGGUGUAAAUAACGCACAUAUGGUCAGUCAAUUCCCCCAAGUCGGUGAAAUCCAACUUUGACACAUCCCCAUUCACUCCCUCUGUGUCUCCGUCGCACGCACACACAUGUACUGUCUCAUGUCUCUGCGGACAUAUUUAAGCCUUUAUGUCCCCACUCGAACCCCCCUCCCUUUAAAAGAAAUCAGCCGAUCUUUCGAACAGUCUGUUUUGGAGCUAAAUCCUCCAUUCUCCUCCUUCCUUGCCUUGUUUUUCUCUCUUCCCUGGGAUGGCGUUGCACGGCGGGAUCCAUUUUGGGGUUUCUUGGCUCUGGAGACGGUUGUUUUGGCUCAGAGUACCGUGCACUGUGAGCCUCUCAGGGGUUUCAGUUUGGUUAAAUUAAACAGUUUUCUUUUCUCCUUUGACCCCCUUUCCUCCACCCCCUCCAACUGCUCCUCUCUUAUUUUGCGGCUUAAUGCUCCUCGGCUCCCGGGCAAUCUCGCCAUUCCCUCUCCCACUCAGAUAAAUUUACCCUUUCGAGGCUCUUAUUUUCCUCAUAUUUUGAUCGACUGACAAGAGCACCCCCUCGCUCCUCUGGGCUGAGGUGAAGCGAAGUAUCCAGGGAGAAGUGAAGUGUUUACCAGUGCUAUAAAUACAGCAUUUUAAGAUAUAGUAUAAGCAGGGAUAGAUAUGGAGGUUAAAGUGGAUAAUUUGAUUGGCUGAGGCUAUUUGACAGUGCCAAAUCGAUGUGAUCAGAUCUUAAAGAUAGCAAGGCGAUGACUGCAAAGGGGGCACUCUGAAACCACAGGUUUUUACAAGGUUGGAAAGGAUCCGAGGAGCAGGAGGGGGAAAGGUUUCACCCUCUUUUCUCCAUAUCUUCUCUCCGUCUUUCUCUUCAUCUCAGAUGUGCUGAGUUUAGACAACUUUGAAAACUUUUGUGUGUUUAUUCUCAACAACACUCAAAGUCACGUGACACAGGAUAUGGGACAGUUAAUGGGUGCUGACACUGGGACGCCUCAGGGCUGACAAGCUCAAUUAAUGUAGCCUGUAAACGCAUGUAAGUAAGGAUGAGGGGAAACCCGGCGCUGUGUGUUCAAGUCAUGUGCUCCGGGUUCAGCUCUCUUUCUAUUGAUGAGCUCAUGAGACAAACUGUUAAAGAGCUGCAGGGGGACUGGAUGGAUGCACGAGAUUGCAUCAUAAACACUUAUUUUACAGCCCAUGCAUCACCCUGUGAAUCCACAUCACUGACCAUUUCAGUGUGUUUCAUAAUGGCUGUACCCCCCCUCAGACUUCAAGUUUACAGCAAUGACACUAUAAGUCAAUACGAUUUUUAAAAGUACAUUUUUCUCACACUAGGAUCCAAUGUUUUUUUCUGGAUCCCUGAAAAAGAAGUUUACAAAAGGUAACAUGGAUGAUAUACAGAGCAAGAUUAUAAAGAUAAGCGACAAAACGUGAUUCAUGUCAGUAUGAUACAAGACAAUGUAAUACAAUAUCACUGGAUACCAUAUAAUACAAUACAGACUAUACAAAAUGAUAGAUUUAAGGUACAACCUGAUACAAUAUGAUACAAAAAAGUAUGAUUAGAUACAAUCAAUAUGAUGUAAUAUGAUAGGGUGAAGAUUGGAAACAGUAGAUUCUAUACGAUAACAGGAGGGGUUAGCAUUUCAGUCUAGGAAAAAACAGCUUUGUGUAAAUAUUCCCAUUUCUACUCACUGUACCUUGAACACAUGCACACAAAACCCUGGUUUAUAAGCAGUUUUAAUCACAGCCUGAAAGCAUUUAUGAUAGUCGCCUUAGUCGAAUAGGGUCACCUGAUGUUUGAUUGGCUGCCUUCUCCACAUGCAUGCACAUAAGCAGCCCUCUGUUCUUUUUGUUGGCGGUAACAUUAUUUUAAAAUGUGUGUUAAGUGUUUAGAUUGUCUCAAACUGCUGCAGAGAAACUUGCACUCGGAUCUGAAGUGUGAUUUGUUUUCUUGAAUAUUUUGCGCAGCUUCGUUGGUGUUAAAAAACCUGAUGAAAGAAAAACACGUUUUUGCGAUUGAGUAAAAAACGGGGAUGGGGAAAUGAUGAGGAGGGGCAUCUUUUGACCCCGACAAGUGUUCAUGCCUUGUAAAGGGUCUACAAAUGGUGCAUGUACUCCUGUUUCUACCAACAAAACAACAACGACAACAGGAUUUCAGACAGAGUAUCCCCAUGGGCACAUUUACAUCGCUUACUACAGACCGUUACGCUCGCUCUCUGCUGCCCCUCUCACCCCCUCAGGUGCUCUUACAGUUCCCUCUGGAGGAUGAGGGUGUAUUUUUUCAGGGGGGGAAGGGCUCCAACGCCCCCGGCUGUGCCCCCAUAUACCCUAACCCCCCCUAUCACCCAAAGCCCUCUGCGGAGCCUCUUUAUGUCCCCCCUCCAGCUCCCCUGUGGGGCAGGUGACAGCCCUCUGCUGUGAAGGGCCGAGGGAGCCAUGACGGAUUCCACAGAUGGAGCGUGGAAAUCGGCGGCAAAGACCUUCAGCUCUGUGGAGCAACAAAGAGCCUGAGAGUCACAGAGAGAAAUAUGGCUGAAAAAAGAGAGAGAGAGAGAGAGAGAGAGUGAUGGGAGACAAAGAGAGGGUGAGAACGAAGAGGGAGGAGAAGGUAGUGCUUGUUUAAGGAGGGUGGAGAAAGUGCAGAAAGUGUAAUUGUUCACUUUUCUGCACUUUUUAAAAACUAUUAGCAUCCGUUUUUGUCACCUGUAAGUCUGAUCUAUAUCAUGAGUAACUAACCAAACUAAUAACCCAGACUUGAUCAGAUUGCAGUGACCAGACCCCGGAUACUCCAGAGGUGCCACUCUGUCGCUUCUUUUGAAAAGUUCUCCAGACCCUGGUAGCGCUCAUAACCAAUAGGUAAUUCCAAAGUGAUUAAGGAUUUUCCCGUCCUCCUCGGCUUUCCCAGGGCCCAAAUCCCUGUGAAAUGCUGAGGAACGUGCAUGCUGCUAAAGUCUAAGAUGGGGGGAAGAGAAAAAGCAUUCCUAGCAGCCCUCCUCCAUGCAGGAACUGGAGGGGGAGGCUACAAAAGGCCUCAUCUCUUGUUUUCCAGCCAUCCUGUCCAAAACUCCAAAGCCGCCACAACUCCACACCCCGAAUUCCUCCUUCUCCAAGCCAAUCCUGCAACCCUUCCAUGUUUGUUGUUUGGACAAGAGUGGACCUCAGAUUUUAAGGUUGAUAAAGGCAGUAUUUGUCUGCUUCCGUUUAAGACCACGGCCGCAUUUUUUUUUUGCUUUAGUUCCCUAAAAAAUGCUGAACACACAGGCUGUUCUCGAGAACGACAUAUUCAGCAGAAGCUCAAGGCAAUGACUCCAUUUCUCUCUCUCUCCCCCUUUGAAAAUAUUUUACUUAUUGCCUCCCUCAUGCUUGAAUGUUUCUUUACCAAUUUGCAGCUAAUGCAUGUUAAGUUGACUCCCACUGCUAUUGGUGUUGCAAGGAGAAAAUCGCCGAAGGGGCAGAGAGGAUCAGUUUCACAUGAGGGGCCCUGAGCUAUUUGGAUUCUCUUGUAUUUUAUUGUUGCUUCUGAGGGGGAACUAAUACAGUGCUGCACACAAAACUUCCCCUGUGCUGAGGGGGAAUUAAUUAAGUGUAACACAAAAAGUGGGCGCCUUGACCGAGGUGAACCUCAGAAGGGAGCCUGCCGAGUGUUUGAAUCAGCGAGUUAAAAACCAAGCUGCUGGUUUAUUGACGGUGGUCACAAUCGUGUUAAUGCUGGUCUGAGACGCAGAUGAAGAGACUCAACAUGUGUCAGGACUCAUAUCAGUCUCUGCAGCUCAGCCAGGCUGAACAUCACGCCUCAUGAUCAGUCCAAUAUCAAAAGACAGAACUUGUGUGUUGGGGUUGUUUAAAGACCAACCAGAUAGAUGAACAAAUAGGAAACUAAACAUUAUUUACCAGGCUGAGGGGCAGGAAAUGCUUCUGCAGCUUUUCUCUGUGUAAUACUGUCAGACAGUAGAAAAGUUGUAGUUUUGGACUGUUGGUCUGGCAAACUCCUUCUCAAAAUUAGAGAAUGUGUGAGACAUUUUUUAAAAUUUCUGAAGCAUUUAACACUUUUUUUACAAUUAGAUAAUGAAAGUAUAGGCAUGCAUGAGAUGGACCUUUUGUUACCAUCUGAUAUUUUCAAUGUCAUUUUGGCCAAAAAUGACAUUAAAACGGAUAAAUGCACAAGCCUCCGCCUCGGUCUUUCUUUGCAUUUAUCCGUUUUAAUUUUAUCUGUAACCCUCUUUUUUUAAAGUUUAAUGUAUUUUAUCUUUCCUUCUCUCCUCUUUUUUCUCUAACUCUUGAUUUUGAUUGUUGUACUUUUCUUCUGUUUUUCAUCCCAAAGUCUUUUCUGAUAGUUUUUUUAACUCUUUCAUUCUUUUUCCCUCUCACUCUUUCACACACUUAUAAUCAGACCACGUUUUGACAUUUUCUUGAAUGUUGAUACUGCAAAUAUGAAUAUUUUAUCUUUGUAAAAUACUGUUAUGCAGUGAUUGAAGUUUUCUGCACUGCAACAGGUUCAUGUAUCUUUAUGGCUGCUGUGAUAAUAGUGAGUGGUGUAAAUUAGACAUAAAAAAACUGAGGAGAAAGAGAGUUUGUGACAAAGAUAAACAGAUUUGACUUUCAGCAGAACAUUUCAGCUUUUAUUCUGGUAGCAAACAUUAACAUACAUUACGUACAUUACCUGCCAUAUAGUUGACAUUAUAGAGUAAAGCACUCACAAAGGCUAACGUACACAUCUAGCUGCAAAGGGUUUGAAGAACAUCCUAUUUUUUACACUCAUUUGAAUAAUGCAAAUAAUAAAAAAAAGAAAUUAUAAAUAAAUUAUGAUGGUUUAUAUUUUCAUUACUUUGCAUUAGGAGAAUCUACCAGCUAUACAUUCACAUAUAUUAAAUCCGUAUAAAUCAUUUAAAAGGAGCUCAGGUUUUUUUCAACUACAACAAAAAAGUGAUUGUUAGAGUUAUAUUAUAUAACGUGAUAAUGUAGUUAAUAUCUCUGAAGUGACCUUUAACUUGAUUUAAAAAAUACAAUUUGAUGCCUUUGUACUUCGUCUUCAUUUUUAAUGUGAUGUAAAACUUUUUAGGUGUCCUUACUUUUAAAAUCGUAGUAAUUAUUCUGUUGUCCUUUUCACUGUAAAGCCAAAGUUUCUUUUCUCAUAAUCUUCUCAGACGCUUCAUUUACACACUGCAGUAAUACGUUUUUUCUCUUUAUAAAGAGUUGCCUCUGCCCAAGUCUUCAACAGAUCUUCUACAUGCAUUUCUUUUAGUAUAUUGACACAGUUUUUUUAUGCUCUUUUAUAGUUUGGAUAGAAAAUAUCAUUUGAAACCACAGGGGGUCAUACAGGAAGCUCCUCUGUAACUUAUCUUAUAUGUUAGACAUUCUCAGCCAAUAGAUUUGAUGGCUUUAAUCCAUGUUUCACGCUUCCUUGUACUAACAUUUAACCACAUCUAACACUGCUGCUUCUUCUGCUUUGACUGCGCUGUUUUAGCUGAUACUUCUGAUACCACUGCAGCUAUUCUCUGAAAACUUUCAGCAUGGACAAACAGGCCUUUCAAUGCAGUUUCUAUAAAAGCAAUGCACCUUUUUUUAGUACGUACUGCUUCUGUCCUGAAACCUGUUAUGCUCCGUAAAGACUUUGGACUUUGUUAUUUCUUGUUACUGGAAAUUCAACUUGAUUUUAGAUGACUGACCUGCAGCCACAGGGCUGAACAUUUUGUCUUUUACUCAAGUGACAGCUCACAGCUACCGUCUCCUCACACACGCCAUCGUGCCCUCAGAGAAUGGCCCCUGGACCAAAAUUAGCCUUUUGUGUGGCUUUUAGUCCACCAGUCCCCCUGUGGUGCAGUGGCAAUCCAGUCCAGUGGGAUUAUUCCUCUGGCUCAGGAUACUUUUUCUGAAUGGAGGUCUGUUGUCCAGAUAAUCAUGAGGAAGGGCGAUGCCUGCUGGUGUUUAAGUGUGUGUGGGUGUGUGUAAAGGAGAGAAAAAGACACUUUGUUAAGAUGUUGCACAGUAAAAGUUUUAUUUUUAUCUUAUUUUCAUCAAAGGUUACUUUGGUGUGUGUUUAUGUGAGUUGAGGAAAUAAAGAUCAAUCAUAUUAGAUGCUGACAUCAACUUCUGCUUAGUUUAACUUGUAAUAUUUGGUGGAAAUCUCAUCCUAAUUAUUUCCGUAUUUUCUCCCCUCUGUGUCAAAACAGCAAGUCACUCUGAUGAGGGCUCAGACGUCGAGUCAGAACCUGAUCUGCCUCUCAAAAGGAAGCAGCGUCGCAGUCGGACCACCUUCACCGCGGAGCAGCUGGAGGAGCUGGAGCGGGCCUUCGAGAGGACCCACUACCCCGACAUCUACACCCGGGAGGAGCUCGCACAGAGGGCCAAACUCACUGAGGCUAGAGUCCAGGUACAGGAGAGCAGAUGUGAAUAGUGCAUCCAUCAAAGAUAUCAAGAAUUUCAGGAUUUCAGGAACUGUAGAGAGAUGGGAACAGAUUUGAGCUUGUUAAAACACUGGAAUUCAUCAGAAGGACUUCUCAAAGGGUUUUACGAGAUCAAGAGUUGUAAAUUUGAUCUUGGCAUUAAAGGGAAGUGUGAAAUCCUCCAACAGAAGUACAAAAUGGAAAAUAUUUAACACUCUGCUCUCACUUUCACCUCUGCCUGAUUUAACACACCUAUAAGUACAAUAUGAACUGUCUUACACUAUGGCCAUAGACACACAACCUGUAGAUCUCUGCCCGCUCCACACGAACACAAUCACACCUCUCAUCCUCACUCCCAGGGGCACAAUCUGGACUUCCCCUGUUUCUGAUCCACGGCCCAGUAAAUUCUCCUCCACAGGCUCCAUAUGGGAAGUGUAAGCAGGCCCAGCAUGAGCCCCGUCCAUAUGGACACGGCACGUUACUCACACACUCAGUGCAACCAGCAACAAUACACAUCACACACAUAAUUUUUCUAACAAUGUCCCCCGCCUUCUUCUUUAGCUCCACACUCUGACAGAGCGCUGUGAGCAGAACUUAUUCAAUAGGUUGAAAAGCCUUUGUGUUAAACAUUCAAACAAAAUCUAUGUCUUACAGUUACUCUCAGCUUAUGUACAACCCUCAUUUCAAAAUAGCUGUGAGGCUAUAUAAACAAGAGGAAACCAUUGUUAAACACCAUCCAGAUACACUGGCUACUGUGGUCUGAUGAAUCAACAUUUGACACUCUUUUUGAAAAUCAUGGACGCUGCAGAGGGACGGCCCUGCCUGUUCUCAGCUCACAGUCUAAAGCCAGGAUCAUCAAAGUCCAUCCAGACAAUGACGUUUUCAGAAAUGACCUUCAUAUUUUCAGCAAAACCACAUUCUGCAGGGAUUACAAUAGAAUAGCUCUUUUGUAGAAAAGUCCUAACCUGCCUGCAAAUGAGAUUUUCAAGUGUAACAGUCAUCAUCAAACAUUGUCAUUGUUAUUCUUACAGGUUUGGUUCAGCAACAGGCGAGCGAGGUGGAGGAAGCAAGCAGGAGCCAAUCAGCUGAUGGCAUUUAAUCACCUGAUCCCAGGUGGUUUCCCACCUUCAGCAAUGUCCAGCAUUCCUCCAUACCAGCUCUCUGACAGCACCUACCCCCCCUCAUCUAUAGCACAAGGUAACAGAAAUGCAGACUGUGGGGAUUUCUGCUUCAGCUCAGGAUUGUUUAUUUGAUGAAACUAGAAAAACAAAAUAAAAGUCAGAUUCUUUUUAAUGUGAUUUGAUUACAAAACUCAUUUGUGGUAAUUCAGUAAUGACAGACUGAAAUGUUAUGAUCAGCUAAUUUUAUUAAUCAGAUUUUGCAAAUGCAGUCACUCCAGGUCAUUAUGUACAAUGAACAAAUAGGCAAUAAAUAGUUAGAAAUGUGAUGUGAGCAAUUUGCAUGUUUAGAAAAGGGAACAGAUAAAGGCCAGGGUCUCCAAUCUCUUGCUCCUUAAAUGCCAAAAUUUUGUCACACAAGCAGAGUGCUUUUUUCAUGGAGUGUGUGAGAAUGUGGGCCAGAUAAAAAUUUUGACCAUCCAAAAGAAAGACAUGGAGGUACAACUGUGCUCAGAGCUGACUCAACCAACUAAACAACCUUCUGCCUGAUACAUGCGCCAAACCACUGCCCAUCCACUGCCCAUCCACCACUCAUUUAUUUGAAAAGGAAAUAUGCUUUCAUCACACACAGCAUCAAAAACACCCAAAUAUUAAACCAGUCUGAGCCUGACUGAAUGCUGCUGUUGUUUAGUUUGUGUUUGGAGCUGUUUCCAUGGAAACGGUGACCAAACCGAGAACCAGGGCUCUCACUAAUCUUUGAAAAGCCUUCAGAAGUCUUUGAAUGAAUUUGUGAUAUUUGAGGUCAUAACUUUAUUGAAAUUUCCUUCUUAAUUCUUUUUUUAAAUGUUUGAUAAAAUUACUGUUUAUCGUGUUACAUAAAUAUAAUCCUUUGGUUCACAUGAGAAAUAUGGCUGCAGUUAAAAUGUGCUUAUUCACAAAGAAAUUUGGUGAAAUUUGGGAAAUGAUUGUAAAUCAUGCUAAAAAACUUAAAUAUUAAAAUCAGAUUUGCCACAAAAAAGCAAAACAUGUUUAAGCUGUUUAAUCUUUCAGUCCAAAACAUGGUCAGAGGUCUUAGGGGAAGUUUUCCACAGUUUCACAAGGUGAAAUACAGGACAUUUUUCACAACUUUGUUUUGCUAUUUCAAAAAAAUAAGAAGACAAUAUAAAAUUAGGUUACACUUCAGUCAAUGUAGUUUGGAAUAAAAUUUUAGUUUUGCAGCACAAACAAAAAACUGAUUUUUUUCAUAGCUUAAAUACAAACCCAACCAGAGUGUAACUUUUUACUCAGUUUGACCACACAGUUCCGCUUUGUACUGAUUAAUCCAAUUCAUCUUUACAUUUUAGGAUGACAUUGCUGUUCAUUUUUCAACUUUGACUGUUUUGAAAAGCACCUGUAAACUAUAUAUGGAUAAUAUCAUUAACAUUAUUAUUCUUGUAAUUUUGGACUUUUUAAAAAAAAAAGCAGACAGUAACAAACCAGCAGCCUUGUCUCAUCUUUGUACUUCUAUUUACUACAGUUCUGCUUCUUCUCAGUAACAUUUCUCACACUCACCUGACUUUAUCCCUCUGUGUGUUUUGGCAGUGUCCGAGCCCCCCAGCACGGUGCACCGGCCACAGCCUCUCCCUCCAUCCUCUGGCCACCAAGCCUCAGGUGGAGGCGGGCAGGGGGAAGCGGGCUCUGCCUACUGCCUCGCCUCCGGACGCCACUCCUUCUCAGGCUACUCAGACAGCUUUGUGGGCCCCGGAGGACCCGCCAAUCCUAUGAACCCAGCCAUUGGAAACGGGCUCUCCCCACAGGUGUGACUACUGAAGAAAAUAUGUGUGUUUGAGAUGGUUGAAGACAGAUGUUACAGAGUCAGGGAAGAACACAGAACAGUCAGAAAAACAGCAAAAACAAAUGAAUCAGUCCGAAAAAGUCUUCAAAAUCCUGAAAUGUCUUCAUAAUGGAACUGGUUUAUUUUAAUCUGAAGGAAUACUCCUUUGCACCAGGAUAGAGAUGGUCAAAUUUAGAUCUUUUUUUUUUAACUGUGUAUUAUUUUUAUGGCUAUGACGCUUUAAUGUUUGACAGCACACGCCUCCAGAGACCAAGAACAUUUGACUAAGAUAAUACUUACACCGAAGUCAGGGUUGAUUUAGAUUUUAACUAGAUUUUAUGGAUCUUAGAUACACAUGAUUUACCCAGUCAGACACACACGAAUGCAUCAGGAGAUUUGCAAAGUCAAACACACUUCUCAAAUAAUCUUUCAUGCAGGUGUGAAGCGUAAGAACAUGACACUUACAAGAAAUAAUUCAUAAUCUCUACGUACUGCAAUCACACACUCCUCUGCACUGCUGGAGGAGAAAAGUAAGACAACUCCACAAGGACGGAGGACAAUUGAGUGUGCGGCAAAUGAGAAGUGAAAAGACAAUUACAGCCAAUUAUCCAGGCAUGAAGUCCCAAGGUCUCUGCACCUACAUGGAGGGUACAACAGAGGAGACAGACCAGAGAGAGAGAGAGAGACCAUAACAGGCAGAAAAUGAGAUUUCAGCCUGGCGCAGACGGUCUCCUCAGAGAGUGCGCUGCAGCAGUGUGAAGACAGAAACACAUUCACAGGAAUUCUCGUAGCUCAGCAUAAUUACAGAGACACGCACAUCUAUAGAAGUGUAGAUAAUUGAUCAACUGCAUGACGUUUGGAGGAUCAGUUAAGGAUUUUGCAACAACCUUUCCACAAAUAUUACACGACAUGGUUGAGCAGCAUGGCUGAGUCAACUUUCCAACCUUCUGUUUAGAUUACAAGAUUGAAUACUGCAUUUUUAUGUUACUGCAUCAUAAGAGGGCAGACAAGCUGUUUUAUCUGAACAUGAGUAAAUGUUGAGAAAAACUGACUGUAAUCAUUUAAAACCUGUAUUUAAGUGAAAAUGGUGCAGACAUCUUAUUAAAUGUUGAAACUGAGAACAUCUUUGCUAAAAAAACACACGCUCAUUUCAAAUUUGAUGCAUGUGUUCAAAACAGCUGGUGCAGCUUCAUGUGUGUCCUCAGCUCUUUAUUUACCAACACCCUGUAAAUGUUAGUGAACCCUGGAGACCAGUUUCUGGAAUGUGGAGAGUGAAAUUUUGUCAUUCUUGCCUGAUAGAGGAUUUCAGCUGCUCAACAGUUCAGGGUCUCCUUUGUUUUCAAUGGAUGACAAAUAAGGACUUCAGUCAGACCAGUUUAUCAGCAGGACUCUUCUACUACAGAGCCAUGCUGUUGUAAUCCCUGUUGUCAGAAUGUGGUUUGUCAUUGUUUUACUGAAAUAUAAGUCAAGGUAAGAUGAUACUUUAACAAUUCCCACAACACAGGCAAAGUCAGCAAGUAAGUCUGAAAUAAACUUUCACAACUUUUUACCUAAAGUUUUGUUGUUCCUGUAACAACUUUUUAGGAACAUGUUGCUGCCAUCAGAUUUAAAAUGAUAGGCUUUAUGAUAUUUUUACAAACUUGUUGUUUUUUACUUUUUACUUGUUGUUACUAAUCUCUUACACAGUCUCUCAGAAAACAAGUUUGCCUUUCCUUUCUGAUACACACUUCCUAUAAGCUAUUAAACAUGCAGAUACAUGCAUAAACAUGAGCUCAGUAAAUAUGAUAGACUUGUGGUAAGUGCACGCGUACGCACGCACGCACGCACACACAGCAACAAUAUCCAGCGAUUUUCGAGGCCUAAGGGGAGUUUCCUCAUGAUUGCAUUCCUCAGAUGUUUGCCUCAACAGUUCUUUAUUUGAAAGAAAACUUUUCAGAUUUAUUUGUAUAUAUUUCAUAGAGCAGGAGAGGAAUGUCCUGUCUCAUAUGUUUCCCUGAAAUCCCGACAUUCUUCCCCGCUAACUCCUCAUCACUCCGAUUUGGGCCUCUGGCGACGGCGGCGCUCCGAUAUGAAACACUCUGGAUGCUCAAGCUAGCAGGCAUUUCAUGAAUCUCGGGGCAGAGAGGCACGAUGAGUGGAGGUUUGGUUUAAAGGAUAAAGAGUUAAAGAAGAGGUCGUUUCAUGAGUGCCUAUCUGUGGUUUGUGCGAGCGUAUCCUCGCUCACUUUCUGCUCAAACGCAGGUUAAUUUUUUAGGAAAAUGUUACUGAGCACAAGAGGAAACACAACUCCCCUCUCCGAAUCAACAUGGACUCCUCUAUCCACCUCCCCAGCUUGGGAAAUGAUUUAAGCAGGACCAUGUGUGUGUGUGGAUGUAGAAUAAUAUGUCACUUAGAGGCCGAGAGGACCCAAAGAGCAGAGUACCUGCUUCUUAUUAGGACAACUGGAGGAGCCUAGAGGCCUGGGCUCAGUGGAGGGAGGCGGGAUGUGAUGCAUUUAAGAGGUAGCAGGUUCAGUUGGAGUUAGUUUUUAUGUGAUAAGGCCAGCCUCGAUUUCUUAUUAACGGUUAACAGAGGACUUUGAUGAUGGACAGGUAGAUCCAGGCGGCGUUGAAGGAGGGGGGUCGAUGGUAUCGGGUCUGUUUUGAAACCAGUUGAAACGCUUCGCCCCGCAGCUCUUUUCCAUCCUUUAGCCGGCCAAGGAAUAUUCCCCCCCCAAAUCUGAUUAUCUGGUCGCUAAUAAAGACCAGGUCAAGAGCUAACGGCUUUCUCAAACUGCAAAUCUAUCCUGUAGUCGAACAGAGCCCAGCUCACACAGACCUUCCUCUUCGUGUUAUCUUUGUCGGCAUAUCAUUCUCGGAGAUAACUUAUCAUGUGCCGUGGGUUUUUGGAGCAGCGUCAAAAAGGAAUUGAAGAAUAAGUGGCGCCGUGGAUCUGAGACAAAUUGCUUAAUUCUUCCUCUCUGGUGCUAUCUCUGCCUGGAACCGGCUUGCUGAGAGCCUUUUGAUGUUUGCGACGGGGGGAUUUCCUUUGUGUGUCUGAGAGUGUGUCUUUGUCUGCGUGUUAAACACUACCCUGUGCCUGCACACUUAAAUUAAGUGAUUUUAAAUUUGUUAUAAAACCCUGUUAGAAACCAGAAACACGAUUGAGAGUGUGUCCUUCCCAUCUGAACGUUGAGAAGACACACAGAUGUAUAAGUUUACACUAAUUAUAGAGACAAUCUUGUCUUCUUUAGCGAGCUGUGAUGCUUCAAAUGUAAACCAGUUUAUGUGUUCUGUAUCUGAGUGGGAAGAUGCGUGACUUUAGCCGUAGCUGGGGUUUUUGCGAACAGGAGAUCACUGCGUAUUAAAGUGCAUUUCCUCGAAUCCUGGACAUCCUGUCUCAGGUGGCAAGAAUCCUGAAAGAUUCCUGUCACUGUCAGGUAAAUGAAAACAAACUUUGUCGAAUCAGGUUGGAACCUCCCCAACUUUACCCUGAAAUCGCCUCCAUGUUUAUCCAUCAGCCGCAUCUUGUUUGGCACUGAGGAGACAUCAUCUUUUGGUGGUCAGACGUUCAUUAAUUUAAUAGAAAUGUCCUUAUUUACAUGAGCAAAAGCAAAAAAUUAGAACAACAUUUGACGGCUUGUGUUUUAUUGCUACUAAGCUCUGAUAAAAUCGGACUAAAGACAGACUUUAUUAAGUUUUAAACCCCCUUAAAAUCAGACUUUAGCGAUAAAUCUUCCAGCCAUCCCCUUAGUUUGAUCAUGAGUAUUAUUUGUGACAGUGGAAUUACUUAAAAAGUAUUAGACAUUUAGAAUAAUCUUAUACAAUCUUGAAGUUCUAAACUAUAUAAUCAAAAUUUAAGAUCAUAACAUGUCCAAAAGUCUUUUUUUUUUCUGUGAGAGGUUUUAAAUUUUAGGAUGCACUUUGAAACCUGUCUUAAUUUUUCACAUGAUCUACACUCUCUAACUUGGGUCACAUGCUUGUUCUUGGUUAGUUUUUUGUGGAUUUUGCUUGUUUAUGGCCUUUAGAGCAUCAUUUAUGGACACCUUCACAUAGAUUUUCACAAACCAGGAACAGACGUGAGAGGGAGUAAAAGUUGGCGAAAUGGAAGUUCAAGGAAAUGUGGCUUCAAAAUAAAAGUUACAGCUUGAAUAAUGUCUAUGAGGCAGCUCACAAAAACAUGUAAACACUUUUGUAGUUAAAUAGAUCACACCUGUGUUAGUAAGCAUCAAAAUAAAGUUUGUUUUUCUUUGUUUGGUCUUUGAAAGUUUCAGAUCUAGUUUUAAAGAGCUUGCAGCAACUUUGAUGCCAGUAUGACAGCUGAAAAUGUGAUUCUACCUUUUGUACUCAGCAGGUUUAGGAUUGAGUUUCAGGAGAGUCAACAUCAUUACACACACUAUUUCUGUGAAACAGAUGUGUAACCAGUUCAACUCCACAAACAUCCUCACAGCGCUCUGAUAAACUUUUCUGUAAAAACAUUUUUUUAAACUUUGCCUUUAUGUCCUCCAUCAGGUGAUGGGUCUUCUUAACCCAGGCGGCGUCCCUCAUCAGCCCCAGAGUGACUACGCCAUCUCCCCUCUCACAGGGGGUCUUGAGCCCCCAGCUGGCAUGGCCGCCAGCUGCAGCCAGCGCAUGGACCACAUCAAGGGCCUGGAGGGUCUCACCAGCGUCCCCUCUAUGUCUGCUCUGCCCUCCCUGCCCAGCUCCCAAUCUUACUGCCCCCCCUCCUACAGUUCUCCGGGCUACACUGUUGACCAUGUGGCGUCUUACCAGUAUGGCCAGUACGGACAAAGUAAGGUCAAUAAACCUUCAUUUUUUUUAUCCUCACCUUUCACCACCUACACUCACACCUACAGGAGAGAAAAAAAAACAAAAACAAAACAAAGAAUCAAUCUCUAAAUUUUUCAUUCAUGAACACACAAAUUUACAAAAACUGGAAAGUAGUUUGGGAUUUAAAAAAGCUGAAAAUAUACAAACAAAACGCAAGUUUAAGAAGAAAUCAUGGAAGAGCUAAAAGAUUUAGAGCAUGAGAAAAAUUAUUUAUCAAUUUGUCACACCCCGUUCUUGUCUUACCAAACUUUUCAGUGAAUUCAGGGACAUCUGCAUAUUGCUGCCCAAUUUGAAACAGUAACCCUCACCCUAUAUGUUUAUUUUUUUUAUUAUUUUUUUUUUUAUUGUGACUAAUUGUUGAAGUUUAAUUGUAAUUUCAUAUUUAGCUACAUGUUUAAAUCUCAUUAGUAUGCAUUAGGAAUAUUUCAUGUCAAGUUCAUGUAAACAAAACAGAUCAAGCAAAUCUUAGCUGUGUCUUGAAAAAGAAAUGUAGUGUAUGAUCAAAACUUUUAGAUUAAUUAUUCCAAUAAAUGUAGCUCUGCUGCACUGGUGGGGUCUGAAACCAUGACUUAUUAUUUUUAAAGAUAACAAGAUUACACUUUAAGAAAUUAGCAGGAAUGGGCAAAAUGAUGUGCAGUUACGGAGACAUAAUUUUCAUCUCUCACUGACGUCCAGUGAUUCCUGGUUAAUGCAACAGUUUUCCAGUUUGGUUGAUUUUUCUGGUUCAUCCAGGUCCAGUUUGUGUGAAAGGACCAAUUUGUGAUAAAGGAUAUAACAGCACACUGACCCGACGACCUGCAGAUCCACUCGAACUUAAAGAACUUCAGUGAUAUUUUAAUUCUGUUUGAUACGAAGUGACUUCUGACUUGUGUCAAUGAAGCCAUCUGGUUCUUUUUCAGAAAAACAGACGAGAGAUUUAAAAAAAAAAUUGGUCUGUUAAUUUUGGACCUCGACCACAUCACACUUAACACAUUCAAGCUGGAAGUCCUACAAUUAAAUAUUCAUUUCAAAGCCUUUCAGAAAUUUUACAGCUUUUUAUUUUGCCUGCAUGGUUACUGUAACUUCCUAAGCUCCAUUGUCAAAAUAAAAAGAUAAAUAAAAAAACACAAUAACUUUGAGAAAAUAGAUGCCUCAGGACUGAAAAAUCCAGUUUUGACCACAAACUGGCACGGCCAAUGGAUUUUCUUUCUAAUCAGUGACCAUAAGAAACCCCACAGCCCCUCGAGUUUCCAGGAUCUGCAGUGACCUUUCACUUCUUUUCACUGAAAUGAGUAGAAAACAUCUGAACCCAGUCAGCCCAUACAGUAUAUGAUUAGCGGGUGUUCUGGUAGUCCAGUGGCCCAACACACAGAACAUUGAACCGCACAUUCCUCGCUUUGAUUCCAGCAGUUUUGCAAUUUUUUUCCUGGUCCAAUCAUGCAGUCUCAAGUGUUGGGGUUAAUUGUGCAGAUCUGAUUCUAUGAAGUGAUCCAGCUGGGCACAGAUCCUGAAACCUGUGGUUUGGUGUUCUGCAGAGUCCGCUCCCAUCAGGGGAAGGCAGUGCCUGGUCGCCCUCCUCAGACUGUUUGCCCUCAGAGAUUACCUACCUGUGUAUCAGUGAGAGGCUCUUUUCACUUUACAUUACUGUUACUUUAAGGGUUAAAUUCAACUUCAAACAUAUCUACGACUAAACUUUGGAAACAGCGUCUUUCUCCGUCACCGCGUGAUUACAGCGGCCGCCGUUUCCAAUUUUUGGUCUACAGGGGGUUGACCAAUCAGGUUCAUCCAGUGACCUAGUGGCGACCUCGAGACAACCCUUCAAAGAGCGAGUCGAAUCCGACCACGGCAGGUAUCGAAUGAAUAUCAGCCUAAUAUGCGAGAGAAGCAAACGUCUAAUAAAAUAUCUCGGUGAAAUAUCUCAGAGUGAACAGAAUUUAGAAUUAGGGCGGCACACUUGAAAACCUAACGCACAUCGUUCUGUGCAUGUACACACACACACACACACACACACACACACACACACAAGCUACGAGUGCAGCCGCAAGGGCAGCACACGCACUGACACACACCUCCACAAUGCAACAAACCCGAGCAGUCCAUCUUGAUGUGAUUAAUCAGUGCGACUGGAUAGCCGGUGUGCGGUUGGGUUUGGAGCGGCAGAGGAAAGGUCCUUUCUGGGGGUGGACGGAUCCUAAUAGCCUCUGGCAGGGCGGCUAUUAGAAACAGGUGCUGGCUCUGAGGUCAGCUGGGGAAGCAGCGCUGGAUGGUGCUGCUCCAGGUUCCUGUGUAAGAGGCAGAGCGCUGCGAGCACUGCAGACGACAUGUCGGACAAGUUGGGGACUACAGCGGCAAUCCAUAAAGUACUUCUUUGUGUUUAGGUAAUGUCUCUGUUGCUAGGUGGGAAUUAUAGAAGUGUUUACGCACAGCGCUCACCUGCCAGCCAGUAAGUCCAACGCUGCUGCCAUUGCUUCUGGAAAUUCCCCUCUACAGUGUCUUGGCCUGUUCAGUCAUGGUCAAAACUUCCACCUACUGGAAUCAGACACAAAACUGCAGACUAGGGCUGAAAGAUUAAUCACGUUUGCCACUACAUGACGAUAUGAUCAAAUGCGAUUUUCUCACAGCAGAGGCUGGGAUUUUGAAUGCAGUUGACUGCAAGUGAGUGGAGCAAAGCAAAGUGGGCAGGGAGAGAAGUCAACAGGGCGCUCUGUUGCACUAUCCCCUAAUGCUUGACAGAAGCUGACACUGCAGAAAAUUUAGUACCAAAGAGGGGCAGCAUGGCAGUUGUGUGGAUUUAUUUUGGCAAAAAAAGAUGCUGCUGCGCAACGUGUGCAGAACCUGUCGUGCUGUUGCUACAUCAGGAGGUAACACUACAAACCUUUAUCAACACUUAAAAAUCACCACAAAGCCGUGUACGAUAGCUGAAUGGCUAAAACACCAGCGACCAGUGCAGCAAACCACAUCUGCAUAACGACGGAAAAUGCAUCUGAGUGAAAAGUCCUGACUCCAGUGUUUUGAGCACCAAUUACAUCUAUACGUCCAAAUGGUACGUAAAUAAGUAUCAUGACAUAUAUGAGUGUGUGUGCAUGUGUGUGCAGAGAGAGGUUGUGUGUGUGUGUGUGUGUGUGUGUGUGUGUGUGUGUGUGUGUGUGUGUGUGUGUGUGCGUGCAGAGAGAGGGUGAGAGAGAGAAUUUAGGAGUUGGAGGGAGAGAGAGAGAAUGUGAACGUGUGUGUUUAUUCCAAAAUUGAUAAUCUUUGGCCAACAAGAUGGGGAUCCAAAGAAAUGACAUUUCCAAAAAGAACAAUUUAUUGAUACUAAAUAAAAAUAAUCGCAUUUAAAAUCGCAAUCACAAUGUUGAGGAAAAAAAUCGCAAUAAGAUUAUUUUCCAAAAUCAUUCAGCCCUACUACAGACUGAGUAAGUGAUCCAAGGGUGUUGCAAACUCCAACAAUGAUGGUCACCAUGUUGGAAAUGCUGAGUCCAACAAACCAGAACUGGCAAACAGAGGCACUGUGACCAUCAAUCAUAUAAGCCACUCCCCCACUUAUGCAUCAGUAAACAAACUCAAAGUCUGUACAGAAUCAAAUUAUGCACGUUUACGAAAAACAAACAAACAAACAAACAAACAAAAAAAGAAACGCCCCAGUUGAGUUGUUCGCAAUAAAGGAAUGAAAUAUAUAUAUAAAAAAAGCUUUACACCAUGUUUAAUUCUGCUGCAAAAACUGUAGUGUAGUUUUAGUUCAGGCAGGUCACAAAGUCAAAUUCAGCCAACAGCUGACAGCUCAGCCAUAAGUUGACACUCAAAUUUAGCCCCACCCACUCUUCCUGCCUUCACCUCAGCCCUUCCUUUAUGCUGAAUCUGAUCCUACCAAUGUCAUGAAGACUGUUAUGAUGUCUGCUUUGUAUCCUGGAGGACUUUGCUGAUGCUCUCCCUGCCUUAGCUUGUCAUGUUUGCACAUGGAGCAGAGGGGCAGGUGUGCUCUUCCUUCCUCAGGCAUUUCAUGUGUACAAGUGGAAGGGCAGGGAGCUCUCGAAACAGAGCUACACUGCCAAUUAUAAGUUGCUGCAAAUGAUGAGUUCCUUUUUGACGAAGGUGGUCCUGACUGGAACUGGCAUGAUUAAUGUUGGUUGUUUUUGUAACUGCAGUUUUUUUGCCCUUUUUUGUUGGCUCCAUUUUUCAACAUCAGCUGUUGCUGUCAUUUAAAAUUUGAGGUUUUCAGAAAGCAAUUUUGCAUUUAUUUUUAUGACUUUAAAUUCGUACAUGAUUAUUAAUUUACAGGUGUAUUAAAAUUUUCAUUCUACCCUUUUCUUGUGAGACUAAUUGUUUAAGAAAAUACGAACUGUAAAGACUCAGCAGAACAAUUUUAGCAGGAGAGCGACAGGAAGCAACCAAAUUGGGUGACAUGCGUUUUAUACAAUCAGUCAAUAAACUGAUAAAAUAUUCUUGCUACGAUGCAAAUCACAAUAAUACAAAUGUCAUGGCAUUUCAUAUGUUGCAGGUGAAGGAUAUCUGCUUCAUUUGAGAACAAAAAUAAUAAUGUAUGAGGCAAACUCUCUGAGUUCAGGACGUUAACGUGAUUCAGUCUAUUCUCUAAAUGAUGAUGAAUUUGAUCACAGCAUCCACACACUUCUGAUGACCUCACACCCCAGCCAUUGUUAGCACACACUAUGCUAACAGCAGCCAUAUGUUCAGAGGAUAUCACUAAAACAUGUGCCUUUGAUUUACUACAGCCAUACAUCUCUUUUAUCAUCCCUCCACUUUUCUCCUGGUCAUAAUUUAACACCUGUUUCUUCCUUUUCCGCACAGGUGCCCUUUCUUAUCUGAGGCCUGAGAUCACCUGAUCCUGAGACUCCACAGAGGGACCUUUGCGUGUACAGCCAUAGAAAUCCUGCAUUAUCAGGACCAAACUCUUGCGACAGUUUACUGGGACAGGUUUUCCAGAGCAGGAAAAGUACUAUUGAAUUUUUGUGCAACGAAAAGGAGAAAAAGAAGGGACCACAAGAAGGACUGAAAGACCAAAAACUGUGCAACUUUGAACAUAAAAAAACAGUCCUGAAGUAGAAAGAGGGAUGUCGAGGCUUCAUGUGUUUGCAGCGCUUUGAGGAGGGAAAUCCAGCGACCAAACUCUAUCAGAGGACUCAGAUCUACGCGCACAGACUUCAAGUCUUUGAGUCGAUGCUUGAGGAGCCUGUUUAUGUAUCUACACGGCAGAACAUGUACAAUCUCUGGAUCAGUCCUUGACGUGAAUCUGCAGAGUAAAUGAAAAGAAAAGGCUUCCUUUUUUUUUCUUUUUCUUUUUUUGUCGUUUAUUUGGAGAGAAAUUCCUCAGACAGAGAAACAAACCUGAGCAAACAAAUCUUUGGGUUUUAUUGUAUCCCAACCUUUAAUGUACAACCCAGCUGUACUGCAGAGAGAGCUCUCCCAAACAUUCCUCCACCCCCUCCGUCGCUCCCUCCUCCUGCCUUCUCUGUUUCAUUGAUGUUUUGGGACGGUGAAGCAGGGAUCCUGGCCUUUUGUAGUUUUUAAAGAGGAACUCAGAGGAGGUCAGGGGUUGACUUUAGGAAAAGUGACAGAUGAGAGAGCAGUCGAGGAGGGCGGACAGAGAAGUGGCUUACAAAGAAAGGGGGAAGGGGUGGGAUAGGCUAGAUCGAUCACAGGGUUAAAAAACCCUUUAAAGAUCCUCUCCCAGUGAGAAAAAGCCACCAGGUCACAAGUCACGACCGAGAGACACUCGAGAAACUGAGAGACUUUCUCCCAGCUGACCAGAAGUGCAAUAUCACAUAUCUCAGAGUCUUAAAAACAAUAAAAAGCGUUUAAAACAAUAAAAAAUCAAACGUGCCUCUUUAAAAGUCUUACACUCUGGAUCUACUCUUGGGAUUUUGUUUGAAGCUUUCCCAAAGGAGCAACACAUGUGCCUUUGAGGCUUCAGGUCCAAAAUAAAUAAGAAACAUUGUUAAUAUCUCUGUAACAGGACACUGAGGGGACCACAUUUGUAAGUCAUGAGGAAAAGAAUGAAUGAAGGGCAUGCCAAUGUAAACACAAACCAGGAAUGAUGAAGCCAAAACAGAAUUUUACUUUAUUUUUUUAUGUUGCUUGGGACCAUUUUGCAGGAAAUAUUGAUUUUAUUCAUUCUGGACAUAUUUAUUGUCAGAAAUGUUCUGUACCUGAUCAUUUUCUUAAAUUUCCCACCAUGUACAAAUGACAAUACUAUAUCCAUCAACCUCUUAGAAUAACAGAGUGCCUUCAGGAGUAUCUCUGUGUUGUACAUCUGUUCACGAGUGUGUUUCCAUGGACUUGAGAGUCACAGUACUAAUCCGGUUUUUGAAGUAUCCUAUUUUUGCAUGUCAACAUCAUACCCUGAUUUCAGAAUCCGGGGUGGUCGUCUCAUGUCAGGAUCAGUUUGAUCUGUAGAUGGGGGGCAACACUGAAAUGCUACUCAUGUCUGUGGUCAACAGGCUACUGGACACUGGUUUCUCAGUAUAUAAGGAGCAAGUCAGGCCACAUUAGAAAGUACUCAAGAAACAUAAAUUAUUAUUUAUUUGCCCCACAUUGCAACCUCUGCAUGUUCUGCAACCUGCUUCCACCCCAGCCUUUCCUUGUUAUGCUGCCUGGUUUUACCAGUCAUAUGUUUACCCAUGAUACCUGGUCCACCCUGUAUCCUGAUGGUCUUUGCUGCCACUCUCCCUAUCUUUCAGUGUAUGCACAUAACAGGGACAGGAGAUAAGCUCUCCCUGUUGUAGGCUCUACAUAUAUUCAAGUGCUGUGCUGGUGCUCCCCUCUGCAGGGAGAGCACUAGCAAAGCCUGGGGGUCUUUGCUGAGACUCUCCCUACCUUUUAUUAUAUGCACAUAACAGAGACAUGAGAUAUGCUCUCCCUGCUGUAGGCUUUGGCACUCUUUAUAUGUGAGUGUUUUGCUGGUGCUCUCCCUGCCUCUGGCACUCAACAGACACAUGUUGAAGAGAUGCUCUCAGUAUAUAACUUAUUGCAUAGUUGUAUUGCAGGUUUCUCUGAGUGCAUGUAAAGGCCAGACCCUUAAUAUGAUCAAAACCAGGCUAAGUCCGGUAACUAGGAUACCAAGUCCAUGUAAACACACUCAACGUUAGAAAAAGCAGUCCUUUCAUUCCUUUGUUAUAAUUUUUGUAUUAUUGGACGAUACAUUAUGACAUUGCGUCAUGUGUAUGAGCGCAUUAUCUCUACUAUUUAUAAUAAAAUAAAAGCUCUGAAAACAGCUGCUGUUUGUGUUGGUUCUCAAUUCAGCUGGCCGUAUUUCAUAAAAGAAGUCUUUGUGUUUAUUUUUGCCACAACAUGAGGAGAAACAGAAAGCGAGUGACUGUGAUUCACUCUGCAGAAGAAUCCAAUUCGGAGACAAAUGUGUACUUUGAAGACAUUCAUGUGAACCCUCCAACCAAAAUAGGCCGAGCCAAAUGGGGAUCACCAGACAUUAUUUGACACCGAGCACAACAGGCUUUCUCACGGAUGGUUGUAAACGCUCAGACAUCUGCAUUGGAGAGUAUUAAUACCCUCGCCGGCCCCCGCUACUGUAACAAACUGACUUUUGUUUAACAACCUCUGCAAGCCUUAAAGCGCUUUGGACAAACACCCCCUCCAAAAACCUCUGCAACCCAUCCAGCCUGCUUACACACACAGGCCGGAGUCUGUGAGUGUUUGUGCACCACAUGCAUUCAUACAUUAUGUUCAUGCUCACACAUUUAGUUUUCAUGUGUGUGUGUCUGUUCAUGCAGCCGGAGGGUAUUGAGCCUAAUUAUAACAUUCUUCUGAUUAAUCGUGUCUGCUCACAGCCCUCGGAGGGCCGCCGCUGUGUGCAGCUCGUGCAGCGGGACCACACGCUCUAUAAAUAAAGUCUAAGUCAAUAACAACGUGAAGGAUCACUCGUAGUCUUGUCAGCUCUGUUUGCUAAGCCUGAAUAAUUCAACCAAUGAGAGGACACCAACACACACACACACACACACACACACACACACACACACACACACACACACACACACACACACACACACACUCUGGAAAAGUCUGAGGAGCAGCGGUGUGAUCACACACACACACACACACACACACACACACACACACACACACACACACACACACACACACACACACACACACUGUUUGCUUUCUUAAUCAGUCCUUACCAUUAAAGAUGAAGACAAAUCACACCUGUGAAAUACCAAAGCCUAGCAUUACCUUUAUUAAUGACCCC